Molecule: messenger RNA, 906 nt
Organism: Suillus subalutaceus
Lineage: Eukaryota; Fungi; Basidiomycota; Agaricomycetes; Boletales; Suillaceae
Exons: 6
Coding region: 1-906 (301 amino acids)
Biological process (GO): L-leucine biosynthetic process
Cellular component (GO): mitochondrion
Molecular function (GO): 2-isopropylmalate synthase activity
Source: RefSeq, a predicted model, not a curated record
AUGUUGAAAUUGCUCCUCCUAACCACUAUGCUGAUCAGAGUGGAGGGCUGUUUGUUUGGUAAUGGGGAAUGUACAGGAAAUCUCAACCUCAUGACCCUAGCGUUGAACUUAUACACACAAGGAAUCACCCCAAACCUCGACUUCAGCAACAUCCAGAAAGUCAUUGACAUUGUGAUGUCCUGCAAUGACCUCCCUGUACACCCAAGACACCCUUACGCUGGCAAGCUUGUCUUCAUGGCCUUCUCUGGUUCGCACCAGGAUGCCAUCAAGAAAGGUUUCGAAGCACCAGCUAGAACGAGAAUACAGGUUACUUAUUGUGGUAACAUGUCGUAUAUGCCACUGGACCCUGCCAACCUUGGAUGCAGUUACAAAGCCGUCAUUCAUGUCAAUGCGCAGUCCGGAAUGGGAGGUAUCGCGUACCUUGUCAAGCAACACCUGCAACUUGACCAUCCACGCAAUAUGCAGGUUGCAUUCUACAAGGUCAUUCACCAAAUAUCCAACCACAACGCACGCAAAAUCACCGUCGAAGACCUUACCACAGCGUUCCAUGAGACUUACCACUUCGGUGGAUUGAAGUUUUCUCUGGGUGACUUCUGUUUCGAGCGGGUUGAAGGUGGAGGCCCCCGAUUCAAGGGUGAUAUGGAGAUUGAUGGUAUGGUGUGCAAGGUUGUUGGUGAGGGCAACGGUCCUUUGUCCGCAGCCCUCGCUGCAUUGCACUCACAAAUUGAGGGUACUCUUGUCUGCCAGGAGUAUUUGGAGCACCCUGUGGGAGAGGGUUCAGACAUGAAGGGUCCAAAAGAAGCUGCUUGGGGAUUUGGCAGUGACACCAACACCAACAUCACUUGCGUAUUUGCUUCCAAGACAGCUAUUGUAACCGGCUGGUAUAAGUUAUGGAUAGAACUUUAG